GCCGCCAGCUGCGAAGAAUGGAGUCGCAACCUCUGGCUUCGGAGUCCGGCGUGGACGAGACCUUAGUGGCGCCGCUGGUGGAACUGGGCAUCCCGGAGGCUGAAGCGCGGCGGGCUCUGGCUCUCACCGGUGGUCGAUCCGCUGAAGCGGCCGCGCAGCUUUAUUUCGGCAGCGGCCUCGAUUCCCAGGACGAAGAUGACGCCCAGGGCUCCUACUACUUCAAGAUGGUCUUUGUGGUGAACAUGGAGCUCUCCAUGGGAACUGGAAAGAUUGCUGCUCAAGUGGGACAUGCAGCCGUUGGCCUUUUCCAGCUGAUGCAGGAGAAGUCUACUCACAAGGACAUAAUUAGCCAAUGGGAGGAACACGGUGCAAAGAAAGUAGUACUUCAGGGAUCCAACACUGACCAGUUGCUAGAGAUGCAUGCCUUGGCUUUGAGCCUGGAACUGCCGACAUACUUAGUACAAGAUGCAGGGAGGACUCAGGUUCUGGCUGGGUCCCAUACAGUCCUUGCCAUUAUGGGAGAAGAAGAGAUGGUGAAUCAGGUGACCGGGAAGCUAAAACUGCUCAACUGAGCGACGCUUCACAACUUGGGUCUGUUGGUUGUGGCUGGAGUUCGUGG
Messenger RNA from Euleptes europaea (tarantolino), 619 nucleotides. Its product is annotated as probable peptidyl-tRNA hydrolase 2. The record is from RefSeq and is a predicted model, not a curated record. NCBI's taxonomy places the organism in Eukaryota, Metazoa, Chordata, Lepidosauria, Squamata, Sphaerodactylidae. Gene Ontology annotation, cellular component: mitochondrion; cytosol. The transcript is spliced from 6 exons. The coding region runs from base 18 to 572 and encodes 184 amino acids. Gene Ontology annotation, molecular function: protein binding; peptidyl-tRNA hydrolase activity.